GACGUUCUCUGGCUCCGAACGUAAUCACCAUCUCAAAGAAUCUCACUAUCCGGUUCCUUAUUUUUAUUAUCUAUGGGACUACGCAGCUCUAACAGCCUUCCGCUUUUCAUUUUCUCUGCUGGCACCAGCUGCACUUCUGCCCUCGCCUGCCUGCCUCCCUUGGAGUCUUCCACCAGUAUCUGCGCUCGCAGCUUCUCCAGGACCGCGCUAGGCCCAACUCCAGACAACGUGGUGUGGCUACCGGUGAAUGGUCCGUCCUGAACAAGGGCGGACGGUAAUCUGAUAUUCGCGCCGUUGAGCGUAGCUUCUCUCUUGUGACCGUCAGUAGAUAUUAGUUCCCAGCCAGAGGAUUGAGAGAGCUCCGUCCGCCUUGGAACUGCUCUCCCCCUCCAAACGUAUCUUUGGUGAAUGAACGUGACAAAGAGCUCUACGGAAUCGCAAUCUACAACUAUCUAAACAAUCGUUCAUCCCACUUGGUAGGGAUGUUUGCGCCUAGCCCGUUGCGUCGACCUCCGUUGGAUUGUGAACUGAAUAUUCUCUCGACUGAUCAAGAUGGCAACGAUUCGAGAUCAGCCAAAUCAUGGCUAGAACAGGAAGAAUUCACCGUGUCAGAUGUUUUUGCUCCGCAAACCGACAAAGACUUCGACCAUGUUUCGGAGGAGGCACAUGCCGGCAACAGGGUAGCAGAGGCUGAGGCAAUUCCUGGUGAAUCACUUACGGGUUUUCGUUUAUAUGGGCCUGAAAUCAGCCCCACCAGAAACACGACUUGUGUCCAGUCGACUGGCACUGGACAUUUGAUGGUAGAUAAUUUAGGUUCUCGUGGGAAGAAUAGACGAAAGAAGAAGUUGCGACGGCCUGCAGAAGUUCAUGCUGCCGCCACUACCGUCCGUGGAUUUGUUGCCAACGCAUCUACGGAAGAUGAGUCAGAUUAUUCCAACCCCGGUUCUAAGACCCUUUCCCCAUGGCUCCCCCCACGCGUCAGUUGUGGGAAUAGCCCUGGCCUUCGACCAUCCUCCUCAAGUGGAGGAAUCAGCACAUUGAAACUCCAGCUGGAUACCCUUAGUUUGUCGAACAGCCGUCCGGCGUCUCGCAACACGAGCCAAUUCGGUUCUCAGACCCCAAGCUGUGCCAGUGUCUCCUCAGACAGCGACCAGACUACCAGCUAUGAAGUCCCUUUAGAAAAUGACUUCGUGAGUCCUGACGCUGAUGGUGCUGCUAGUGAUGCCAUGUCAUUUGGCAAUGAGGAGUGCGUGAAGAACACCUUAUGUCGGAAGAUGGCAGCUACAGAUUUCGAACAGUUGUCCUGUCUUGGGAAAGGAACCUAUGGUACAGUUUUAUUGGUCAGGCAUACCAUGACGGGCGUCCUCUAUGCGCAGAAGCAAUUCCGCAAGGCCUCUCUCACCGUACAUAGGAAGCUGGUAGAGCAAACCAAAACGGAACGAGCGAUCUUGGAAUCUGUCAACCGCCAUCCAUUUGUCGUCAAGCUUUAUUAUGCUUUCCAGGAUCAUGAGAAACUUUAUCUGAUUUUGGAAUAUGCGCAGGGUGGUGAGCUUUUCACACAUUUGGCUAUGGAACGCAUGUUCUCCGAAGAAGUAGCUUCAUUCUAUAUGGCUGAGCUAGUGCUGGCUCUGGAGCAUCUCCACAACAACGUCGGCGUUGUCUACCGUGACCUGAAGCCGGAAAACUGUCUCUUGGAUGCAGAUGGCCACCUUCUCCUAACUGACUUCGGGCUUAGCAAAGUAGCCGUUGAUGGCCAGGACCGAUGCAACUCAUCGCUGGGCACUGUCGAGUAUAUGGCUCCUGAAGUCGUCCAAGGUAAGCCGUACGGAAAAGCCUGCGAUUGGUGGUCACUAGGAGCCUUGGGCUUCGACCUCCUUACGGGCUCACCGCCCUUCAAAGCUAAUAACCACGCCAAGAUCCAAGAAAAGAUCGUAAAACAGAAACUUGUGCUGCCAUAUUUCCUUGGUCCGGAUGCAAAGGAUCUCCUCACCCGUCUCCUUCGCAAGGAACCCCAUAAGCGCCUCGGCUACCACAUGCCCAAGGACAUCCAAACGAUCAAGAAGCACCGCUUCUUCCGCAAGAUUGACUGGAAAUCUCUAGAGAGACGCGAGCUCGAACCGCCCAUCAAACCCCUCAUCACGGACCCGGCGUUGGCGGAGAAUUUCUCGUCGGCUUUCACCAGCUUGCCGCUUAGUCCUGUUGUGACGAAAAAUGGGUUCCCUGAUGCUUGUGAUGAUGGACAUAUGGCUUCUGGUGGUAACGCUUCUUCUCGGGAUAUUCAACAACCUGUGAAGACGACUGUGGAUGAUCCGUUUCGUGGGUUUAGCUUUGUGGCGUCAAGUAGCUUGCUGGAUAGCGGGUUGGGUUUUGUCAGGUAGACUACUACUACUGCUACGACGACCUUUACUUUGACCGUCUUUGGUAUUCCUUUUUUGUUUGUUGCUUUUUAGGGUAUUGUCGUUGUUUUGUAGCUGAUAUUAUUUUGCUUUAUCUACGGGUGAUUAUGGAUGGAAAAGUAAUACGGUAGAAUCUCCUCGGGAUCCCCAUCCGUAUCAUCUGUGGAUCGGUUAAUAUAUCAUUUUAGUUCCC
Histoplasma capsulatum G186AR is the source of this 2589-nucleotide messenger RNA. RefSeq names its product serine/threonine-protein kinase psk1. Gene Ontology annotation, biological process: protein phosphorylation. Lineage: Eukaryota; Fungi; Ascomycota; Eurotiomycetes; Onygenales; Ajellomycetaceae. Gene Ontology annotation, molecular function: protein serine/threonine kinase activity; ATP binding. The transcript is spliced from 2 exons. The record is from RefSeq and is a predicted model, not a curated record. Bases 483 to 2378 code for a protein of 631 amino acids.